Messenger RNA from Nicotiana tabacum (common tobacco), 1284 nucleotides. Its product is annotated as NAC domain-containing protein 92. The record is from RefSeq and is a predicted model, not a curated record. Gene Ontology annotation, biological process: regulation of DNA-templated transcription. Gene Ontology annotation, molecular function: DNA binding. NCBI's taxonomy places the organism in Eukaryota, Viridiplantae, Streptophyta, Magnoliopsida, Solanales, Solanaceae.
CUAGCUAGUAAAGAAAAGUCUGAUAUCUUUGCAAUUCCUGACUGGUAAUUUAUAAACUAACUAUUCCUUAUUUUUGUUGGUUAUGGGUACUUCUAUGCAGGUUAUUAAUCAAGAAGCUGAUAUGCAUCGUGAUGACAUAUUAGACCAGCUUCCUCCUGGUUUUAGGUUUCAUCCAACUGAUGAAGAAAUUAUCACUUGCUACCUUAGAGAGAAAGUUAUGAACAAGAGAUUUACAGCUAUUGCUGUUGCAGAAGUUGAUUUGAAUAAGUCCGAACCUUGGGAUUUACCUGCUAAGGCAAAAAUGGGAGAAAAAGAAUGGUAUUUCUUUUGGCAAAGAGAUAGGAAGUAUCCAACAGGAAUGAGAACAAAUCGUGCAACAGAAUCAGGUUAUUGGAAAGCUACUGGGAAAGAUAAGGAAAUUUACAAGGUCAAAGGUUGUCUUGUUGGAAUGAAAAAAACUCUUGUCUUCUACAAAGGAAGAGCUCCUAAAGGAGAGAAGACCAAUUGGGUCAUGCAUGAAUAUAGACUCCAUAGAAAACUUUCUUUUCACAAGCCAGCUAUGGACGAAUGGGUUAUUUGUAAAGUUUUCCACAAGAACAUAGGAAUACGAAGAGGUUCACUAUUUAUGCAAGAUCUCUUAGAUAGUCCCUCUUCACUGCCUUGUUUAAUAGAAAUCCCAAAAAGUAGUGAUGUUCGAGAUGAACUCAACAUAAAAGCCGCUACUACUACAUCGACAUUCGAUGAAAUUCACUCUUCAGCCUACUUUUCCACUGGCAUCUUCAACAAUUACGCCUACGAGCAGCCGCUAUUACGAGAGGAUGAGAAGAGCUACGGAUUAUUUGUACCCACACAUUAUAUCUUCACUGGCAUUCAUGAUUAUGAGCACAACAACCAGCUUGCCAGUUCCAGUAACUCAUCGUUCAACCAUGAUCAAUCACGUCCUUCGAAUUCAAAAAUUUCUGAUUAUUCCAAGAAUGGUACUGCAUUAGAAAGGCAGCAGCUCUCUUCGAACAAUAUGAUUAGUCUUUCACAGGAUACUAACGAGAUUUCUUCAGUGAUUCCAAAGCAAGGAUUUGAUAGCAAUAUAGCUGCAGAUCUUGAUUCCAUAUGGAAUUAUUAGCUUGAUUUUAAUCUGUUAGAGGAAAUAAUUAGGACAUUAUAUUGUACAGCUUACUCAUUUGUCUUUAACUCUUUAGGUAAUUCUUUUCACUGAGAUAGAAUAUAUACUAAUUUGAAGGGGUUGAUGAUUACUACUACCUUUUAUGUAAUGUUAACAUUCUUUUC